Molecule: messenger RNA, 1238 nt
Organism: Tribolium madens (black flour beetle)
Lineage: Eukaryota; Metazoa; Arthropoda; Insecta; Coleoptera; Tenebrionidae
Gene: eIF2Balpha
Product: translation initiation factor eIF-2B subunit alpha
Exons: 8
Coding region: 294-1208 (304 amino acids)
Biological process (GO): translational initiation
Cellular component (GO): eukaryotic translation initiation factor 2B complex
Molecular function (GO): guanyl-nucleotide exchange factor activity; translation initiation factor activity
Source: RefSeq, a predicted model, not a curated record
GUUGUUAAAGCGACAUCUACACCCAAAUACCACGAUUUUUUUAUUACAGCGUGAUUUAUUAAACCAAACUAUGCACACGUUUUAUACACAGUGUUUAAAUAAAUCAAACAUAUGUAUGAUUUUUAUUUUGAUGAAUUAAGCCGCGACGGUUGUGACAUUAACCACAGUCAAGGCUACGUCGGUAAGGAAGUGCACACGUCAAUCAUAAAGCAAGGUUAUGUCAAUUAAUUUAAACGAAGAAAAAACUCAUUUGUGACACUGAUUUGACUCUGAGACGUAGGAUUUGUCACAAAAUGGAUAAACUAGAAGUAAAAGCCUUUUUUGAUAAAACUAUCGCUGAAAAUGAAGACCUUUCGGUGGGGGUUGUUGCUAUAAUGACCCUCAUGAAAAUCAUCGAAAAGUAUCAAGAUAACACAGUCCAGGGGCUUGAUGAGAACCUCAAAUUGGGUAUUUUGGCCAUAAAAACGUCCGACUACCCCGUCACAGCUAUAAAUUCCGGUUGCGAACUCUUCAUGAGGUUUAUAACAUUGGCAAAACUUGAUUAUAAUAGCUUUGAGCAAUGCAGAAACGUUAUGUUAGAACGUGGCAACAUAUUUCUCAAUAGAUUGAAACAAUGCCGGUCUAAAAUCGUCAAAUUAGCAACAAAAUUUAUCGCUGAUGGUUCUAAAGUCCUCACACAUUCAAGGUCCCGUGUCGUACUUAAAACCUUGAUAGAGGCCUCACGUCAAGGCAAACAAUUUGAAGUCUAUGUUACUAAAUCCGCCCCUGAUAACAGCGGGGACGUAAUGUGUAAAAAUCUAACGAAUGAGGGAAUCCCCUGUACUAUAAUUCUCGACUCGGCUAUUGGUUACGUCAUGGAACAAGUCGAUUUUGUCAUGGUGGGGGCCGAAGGUGUUGUCGAAAGUGGCGGAAUCGUCAAUAAAGUUGGUAGUUACACAAUGGCGGUUUGUGCAAAAGAAAUGAAGAAACCGUUCUAUGUCUUAACGGAGAGUUUCAAAUUUUCGCGUCUUUUUCCACUAAAUCAGGGGGAUUUACCCCCGGAAUAUAAGUAUUCUACAAGUUCGCGUCAACUAAAUGACAGAGAUUUCAAGAAAAUUCACCCUUUGGUGGACUACACGCCCCCAUCUUAUCUCACACUAUUGUUCACCGAUUUGGGUAUUUUGACACCAAGUGCCGUCAGUGACGAAUUAAUUAAACUUUAUUUGUAAUAAUUGUAAUAAAAUUUGUGACUCAAGUUA